Entamoeba invadens IP1 is the source of this 978-nucleotide messenger RNA. RefSeq lists its product as hypothetical. Bases 1 to 978 code for a protein of 325 amino acids. Lineage: Eukaryota; Evosea; Mastigamoebida; Endamoebidae. The transcript has a single exon. The record is from RefSeq and is a predicted model, not a curated record.
AUGAAUUCGUUCGGCCAGAUCCCAACAGAUUUAUCUCUUCCCACACAUCAACAAACACAAGACCAAACUUUACCCAUCACUCAAAACACACUUGUCCCAAAACAAACUCUCAUUCCGCCACAGUUGAAUAACUCAAUAACAUUAACCGCCCCCGAUCACUCAACAAUGCCUUUGCAACAAAAUGUUAUUCAAAAUGUUAUUCCACGUCCCUUGGAAACGCAACAAAGUGUUGUCCCACAAAUCCAAGGCAUCCAGGGUGUACAACAAAUACAGAUGAUGAGUUCUAAUGCGCAGUUGCCACAACUUGGAAGUGUCCAAAACGUCCCACAAACCAUUCAACCGAAUAUACAACAACAAAUCCAACCCCCCAUCGAGGAUAUCCGAACAUCAAUGUUUAAUGAAAUGUCUCUGAACCCGUUGAAUGAUCAGAACGCAACCGAGAUGCUGAUGAGAAUGCAAAUGAUGCCGCCAAUGCAAAAUUUGGAACAACCACCAACUCUCCCUGAGCUCCCUGUUUUUGAAGACACGAAUUAUCCAACAGUCGGACAACCGGAUUUGAAGACUAAGAAGUGCUUGAAUAAAGAACUGGUGAGGGACAAAGAUGGGAGACUCUUCUACUGUUAUACGUACCUUGUCAAAAACAAAGCCGGAGAAGAACAUGAGCAAAAAGUGUAUAUCAAGAAGUCCUCUUCGAAGGCUCGACAGCCUAAAACACCGACAGAUGGCAAUCGGUAUGAUGAAAAAGUUGUUGUGGAAGACAAAGAAAGAAAGAUGACUAAGCAACAUGGACUUUUACUUCAAUUCAUUAAUGCACACAUCGAACAGAUCAAGACAUAUAACAAAUUUGUUGUGUCUAGAGUACUACAAGACGUGAAGAGAGAACAACCAGAUUCAAGAGUGUCGUACGGCCUUGUCAAGAAAGUCCUCGAACAACAACACCUUCUUCCAGCGAAGAAGACUUACUAUAAACUAGAUUGA